This is a messenger RNA of Striga hermonthica, 204 nucleotides long. The record is from the annotation of a GenBank genome assembly. Lineage: Eukaryota; Viridiplantae; Streptophyta; Magnoliopsida; Lamiales; Orobanchaceae.
AUGGAGAUAAUCGGCCGGGCUUUGGUGGCUGUGGUGGUGAUGGCGGUGGUUGCAGCCGUCUUCCCGUCGGUCUCAGCCGCUAACGUCAACUCGCUUGUGCCGGCACCGGCGCCAGCCUUCUCCAGUGAUGGGACAACAAUUGACCAAGGAAUAGCAUAUGCCCUAAUGCUCUUGGCUUUGGUGCUCACAUAUAUAAUUCACUAG